ACCCCACGACAACAACACACACGAGAUAAGAUUGAAUGCAAAGACACUUGAAGCACAACAUACCCUCUCCUCUUCUCUUCUCUUCUCUUCUCUUCCUCCAUAGUUAAUAAUACCUUCAUAGCCCAAUAAGCUACACUGUAACCAUGUCUUGCUCAAAUCUAGGACUUUGGGUCUCUUCAAAACCUUCUCUCUCAGACUACUCUUCACUCUCUUUUCGCUCUUUCAUUAGCCCUUUUCAGCUUCCAACCCACAAUUCAUCCACUUCCAGCCCCUCUCGAUCAUCCUCAGUGAACCCAAUUCACUGCGGUCUUCGCGAGCUUCGCGAGCGUAUUUCCUCGGUCACCAACACCCAGAAAAUUACUGAAGCCAUGAAGCUUGUGGCUGCUGCUAAAGUGCGUAGAGCACAAGAAGCUGUGGUCAACGGCAGACCCUUCUCGGAAACUCUUGUUGAAGUUCUCUACAACAUCAAUGAGCAGCUCCAAACCGACGACGUAGACGUGCCUCUGACCAAUGUGAGGCCGGUGAAGAAGGUAGCUUUGGUUGUCAUCACCGGUGAUCGCGGUCUCUGUGGCGGUUUCAACAAUUAUCUCAUCAAAAAAGCUGAAGCCAGGAUCGCGCAACUCAAGGAUCUUGGCCUUGAUUACACUGUGAUUAGUGUUGGUAAAAAGGGUAACUCUUAUUUUCUUCGUAGGCCUUACAUUCCGGUGGACAGGUUUCUUGAAGGCGGUAAUCUUCCCACUGCUAAAGAAGCUCAAGCUAUUGCAGACGAUGUCUUUUCACUCUUUAUCAGUGAAGAGGUUGAUAAGGUGGAGCUUCUGUACACCAAAUUCGUGUCGUUGGUGAAAUCCGAACCGGUGAUCCAUACCCUGCUUCCAUUAUCUCCAAAGGGAGAGAUAUGUGAUGUGAAUGGGAAUUGUGUUGAUGCAGCUGAAGAUGAGUUCUUUAGGCUGACCACAAGAGAAGGGAAGCUGACAGUGGAGAGAGAUGUUAUGAGGACUGAGACAGUCGAGUUUUCGCCUAUCUUGCAAUUCGAGCAGGACCCUGUUCAGAUUCUUGAUGCCCUGUUGCCUCUAUACUUGAACAGCCAAAUCCUGAGAGCAUUGCAGGAGUCUCUGGCGAGUGAGCUUGCUGCUAGGAUGAGUGCCAUGAGCAAUGCAACCGACAAUGCCAUUGAAUUGAAGAAGAACCUGUCAAGAGUCUACAAUAGGCAGCGCCAAGCGAAGAUCACAGGCGAAAUAUUGGAGAUUGUUUCUGGAGCCGAUGCUUUAGUCUAAGUAUAGUUUCUUGUCUCCUCCCCCAUGACUCUGCUUCUUCUCUGGAGGUAAUUUUGUGUGCGUUUCUGUAUUCAUUCAAUUGCAAUUAUGAAGAUUAGAGUACUCAUUAGACACUUUUUACUUGUAAUUCUCAACUUCUUCUACAAACUUCAUCAUGCACAAGGAGAACCAAUUAGUGUCUUGGAACACUAUGGUGCAUUCCUUACCAUCUUUGUAUGUUGAAUUUUACCCCUCAUAUAUAUAAUACUUAUAUUGUUUUGGAGUUCUCA
Messenger RNA from Cornus florida, 1543 nucleotides. Its product is annotated as ATP synthase gamma chain, chloroplastic. The transcript has a single exon. NCBI's taxonomy places the organism in Eukaryota, Viridiplantae, Streptophyta, Magnoliopsida, Cornales, Cornaceae. Gene Ontology annotation, biological process: proton motive force-driven ATP synthesis. Gene Ontology annotation, molecular function: proton-transporting ATP synthase activity, rotational mechanism. Gene Ontology annotation, cellular component: chloroplast thylakoid membrane. The record is from RefSeq and is a predicted model, not a curated record. The coding region runs from base 144 to 1274 and encodes 376 amino acids.